CCAGGGAGGAGUUCCAGGUCGGUGUGGGGGGCGGUGCGGUGGGCUGUCUGGCACCAGUGUCCCUCUCUCCCCUUUGCACCCACAGGCCUCCACUGCAGAGCCUGCGACAGUCUGCGCGCCCCUGUGCGAUCGCGCCCCUCCCCGGCAGGUAUCCGCGAUGGCACUGGCUAUGCUUCGUGGCUGGUGCAGGUGGAUGGGCGUGGAUGCUCAGCGCUCGCUGCUCAUCCUGGGCAUUCCCCACGACUGUGAGGACCAGGAAUUCCAGGAGGCCGCGCAGGCUGCCCUCCAGCCCCUGGGAAGAUACCCAGUGCUGGGCAAGGUGUUCAGAAAGGAGUUCAGAUCCAAGGUCGCCUUGGUGGAGAUGGCUCAGUAUUUAAACCGAAGUGUGAUCCCCCGACAAAUACCAGGCAUGGGAGGACCCUGGACUGUGGUCUUCCUGCCCCAGGCCCCAGAAUCAGAGUCACAGGAUACACCCAAUUUCCUUGCACAGACCCAGAGGCAAGCAGGGGUUGCCUUGGCAGGCGAGGCAGGAGCUGGGCAUGGGGCAGGAGCUGGAGGCAAGGCAGCUUCUGGAGGCAAGGAAGGGGCUGGAGGCGGGGCAGCAGCUGGAGGCGGGGCAGGAGCUGGAGGCGAGGAAGGAGCUGGAGGCGGGGCAGCGGCUGGAGGCGGGGCAGCGGCUGGAGGCGGGGCAGGAGCUAGAGGCGAGGAGGGAGAUGGAGGCGGGGCAGCGACUGGAGGCGGGGCAGCAGCUGCAGGCGGGGCAGGAGCUGGAGGUGAGGAAGGAAGCGAGGCAGAAGCUGGAGGCGAGGCAGGAAGUGAGGCAGGAGCCGGAGGUGAGGAAGGAACUGGAAGCGAGGCAGCGUCUGGAGGCGGGGCAGGAGCUGGAGGCGGGGCAGCGGCUGGAGGCGGGUCAGGAGUUAGAGGCGAGGAAGGACAUGGAGGCGGGGCAGCGGCAGGAGGCGGAGCAGCAGCUGGAGGCGGGGCAGGAGCUAGAGGCCAGGAAGGAGCUGGGGGCCAGGAAGGAGAUGGAGGCGGGCAGCGGCAGGAGGCGGGGCAGCAGCUGGAGGCGGGGCAGGAGCUAGAGGCCAGGAAGGAGCUGGAGGCGGGGCAGCAGCUGGAGGCGAGGAGGGAGCUGGAGGUGAGGAAGGAGGAGCUGGAGGCGGGGCAGCGGCUGGAGGCAGGGCAGCAGGUGGAGGCGCAGAAGGAGCUGGAGGUGAGGAAGGAAUUGGAGGCAAGGCAGGAACUGGAGGCAAGGCAGCGGCUGGAGGCGGGGCAGCGUCUGGAGGCGGGGCAGCGUCUGGAGGCGGGUCAGCGGCUGGAGGCCAGGAAGGAGCUGGAGGUGAGGAAGGAACUGGAGGCUAGGCAGCAGCUCUGGAGGCGGGGCAGCGGAAGGAACUGGAGGCGAGGAAGUGGCUGGAGGCGAGGAAGGAGCUGGAGGCAGGGCAGCCACUUGGGCCAGGCAGGGCCUGAAGAGGAAGCAGGAGAGUCAGAUGAGGAGGGAGCCGCUGGGGACGCAGGAAUUGCAGGUUUGUUAGGAUCUGUGAGUGUGGCAGGAGCUGCAGGUGAGGCGGGACCUGCAGGUGAGGAAGGAGCUGUGGGUGUGGCAGGAGCCAUAGGUGCGGGAAGAUCCUGGACCCAGCCUUGGAGCUGGAGCCCGGCCUGGCAGCCUGUGCUGGAAAACAGGGCCUCUAUGAAACUGAGAACCUUUCCUGGAAUGGAAGAGCCACACCGAGAAGAAGAGUCCUUUGAGAGCUGGCUGGAUCACGCCAGCGACAUGCUGUACCUGUGGUGCCACAUCACAGAAAGGGAGAGGAGGAGGAGGCUGAUGGAGAGCUUGGGUGGCCCCGCACUGGAUCUCGUGUGCGGCCUCCUGGCAGAAAACCCUGACGUCCCUGCACAGGAUUGCCUGGCCGCGCUGGUCCAGGUGUUUGGGAGGAAGGACACCCCCACGACCGCACGGCUGAAGUUCCUGACCUGUGGCCAGCGGCCCCAGGAGACUCUCUUUGUCUAUGUGAUUCGCCUGGAAGGCCUGCUGCAGUCGGCCGUGGAGAAGGGGGCCAUCCAUCCCAACCUUGCGGACCAGUUACGCGCCCGGCAGGUGCUGAUGCGGGCCCGCCCCAACGAGAUGCUCGAGGACAAGCUGAGGAGGAUGCGGCUGGACAGGAGACCACCUGGCUUCCUGGGGAUGCUGCGGCUCAUUCAGGAGACCGAGGCAUGGGAGGCCACCGCAGCUAGGAGUGAGCACUUGCAAGUGGAAGAGGGGGCCCGUGUGGGCACCGGAGGCCUGGCCGCUGCCCGGGCCAGUGGAGAGGUUGCCGAAGCCUCCCCAGCCAGGGAAGAUGCUUCCCAGGCUGCCCUGGCCAACCUAGGGGCCAGUGAGGCCGUUCCUGGCAGUGCCGAAGCUGAUACGGCUGCUCCUGAAGCCCAUGAUGCCACCAGGGCAGCCCUCGUCCCUGAGGAGGCCCCCAAGAUCUUCCCUGCCACGCAGGAAGAUGAAAAUGCUCCCGCCUCUGCGGGCCUAGAUCAGGCAAGGCCCUCAGAGGCCCCUGGGGGCCCCACCCCUGCCCAGAUGGGCAGCGCUUCCAGGGAGGGCCCGGGAGGUCCUGGCUGUGAGCCGGAGGGCCUCGCCCAGGCAGGAGACCAGGAGGCUGGGGAGCCCCUGGAGGAGGGGCCCAAGCCCAUCCCAGAGGAGUCGGGAAACGAGGACGGGGCUGGGGAGGUGAGGCCCCCCAAGUGCUCCUCGGGCAAAUAGGCUCAGAAGGCCCAGGGGCCCCCUCUCCUCUCAGGCAGCAGCGCUCUGGAGGCAGGGGGAGGCCACGCCAGGGCAGCAGCCUCUCCCCACAUGGAGGCAACAACCCACCCAGCCCAAAUUCCCAGGACCCCAUCUUCCCAAGACACCCUGGCCACCACCAUCAGCCCUUCCAACGGACCAGGAUGACCGUACUUGAUGCAGAGUGGGGCAGGGAGAGGUGCCCCCUCCCAUGGCAGCUCCACCCCAGCCCCAGCCCCAGCCCCAGCCCGAAACCCUGCCAGUCCAGGCAGCCAGCCUGGGAAGCACCCCUGAGUGGCUGGCCCUAGCCUAGGUGAGGGGCACCUGAAAAUGUGUGCCACCCACACUGGCCUGGGAGAUGUUAGGGGCCGUCUCAAGGGUGCCGGCCCCUCGGGCCGCCCAAGAGGGGGACCCUCAUUCACUGACCCGUGGAGCACAUCACUCCACGCUCUGAGAAGCCCACUUGUGCCUCUGUAGGCCCCUUAGUGACCCCCCGUGUCAAGUGGCACCCCCAGCUCCCCCUACACGCACCCUAGUUACCAUUCCCGUGCAGAGCCCUGAGGUGUGCAGGAGCCCGCGGCGGGUGUCCUGGCCUGACGCAGCAGCCACCUCUCAGCCCUGGGUGUGUGGCACGAGCUUCAGUGUGAGCCCAGGCUCUGUUCGCUGUCGUGCGGUGUCGUGAGCUCAGCCCAUGCUUCCUCGGUGUAGGUUUAGGCCAACUGCUGCUUGUUCUUGUGGAGAUGUGUGUGUGUUCUUAUCUGAGCAGCCGCCCCCACCCCGCCCCGGAGACCUGUUGAAGCCCAGUCCCAGGAGAUGGCAGGAAGGACAGAAGGCAUGGUUGGUGCUCACCCCAUGACCUCAGGAAGGAAGAACUGGACCAAGGACAGAGGUGGCCUGUGAGAGUCUCCACGGAACUGUGCUCUGAUGUACCACUCUCUUGCUACUUGUGACUCAGUUUCUUCGGCUUGUCCAAGUGUCCCCUGCUGAGUUUUCCAGUGUCCUGUGACUGUCCUGUGUAGGCCAUAGGGCAGGACCAGGCCCCAGCAUGUCAGCAAGAGGGGAGGGUGCCCUGGCUAGCAUCCAUCAACCUGGCCAGAGACUGUGGGGCCCUCAGGAGGGGAGACUAUGGGUGGAUGCCAUCAUGUUGGGGCAAGCAGAGGCACCUUGUUUGGGACCUGAAGAGGAGGGGAGCCAUGACCUGUGGGCUGUAGUACCUGUUAGACAUUCUUCUCUAUGUUGUCAUUACCUCUCUUCAAUGGUUUCAGUAAAUGUCUUCAAUAAAGUGCAUUGAAUGUUUCA
Molecule: messenger RNA, 4069 nt
Organism: Acinonyx jubatus (cheetah)
Lineage: Eukaryota; Metazoa; Chordata; Mammalia; Carnivora; Felidae
Product: paraneoplastic antigen Ma6F-like
Exons: 3
Coding region: 158-2752 (864 amino acids)
Source: RefSeq, a predicted model, not a curated record